AUGAAGGUGCUCAACAGAUCCGCGCCACACCUCUACCUUUUCAUGGCCGGACUCCAGAUCUUACAUCGGAGAUUCAGAUCACGACGACAAAAGCUGCUGCUCUAUCCAGAGGUAAGCCUGUACAACAUUGGACACAACGAUUCCUUUCUCUUGUACGCGCAUGCGUUAAAUAAAAGUUUGGCUGCCGGAGUGAACCCUCGAAACGGAAAACAGAUUGUUAAAAGAAUGUGGAACAGAACAUUCCAAGGAAAUGGAGGUCCGGUGUUUGUCAACGAAAAUGGAGACCGAGACACAGAUUUUACUCUCCUUUACCUUGACUCUAUCACGGGAAAGUUCCGGGGCGUUGCACAGUACCUAGGGUGGACCCACAUGUUUGAGAUUAUCACUGAUGUCCCCGUUCACUGGCCAGGCAGAAUUACAGCCCCACCCGACAAGCCCAAAUGUGGAUUUAAGGGCGAGCUUUGUGUGUCCUUUAGGUACCCAAGUUCACAUCAGGAAGCCGCAUAUCAAAUAUCUGCAAGUGGACAGAGCUCUGCUGUUGGAACUCAAAAAGUGAGCCUUCCAGAACUACUGUGGAUGGCCCCAGAACACCCCAGGAACUACCCACCACGCCAGAAAUCCCAGGCAGGCGAUGUAUACAGCUUUGCAAUUAUCCUCUACGAGAUCUGCACCAGAGCAGAACCUUAUGUGUCAGAGAUUUGGGACGCCAAACCAUCUCAAAAUGUACUCGAUGUGUUGUUGAAUCGCAUGGAGCAGUACGCUAACAAUCAGGUUUUACCAAGAACUGUAGCCAACCAGCUACGGAUUGGCAAUCCUGUUUGUCCGGAGUCGUUUGAGAGUGUUACCAUCUACUUUUCCGACAUUAUCGUGGAUCUCUUGAAUGACUUCUACUCGUGCUUUGAUUAUAUUAUAGAGCACUACGAUGUUUACAAGGAGUUUAUAACAAUGCCGUGUGAUGUGCCGACUUGCAUUGCCUUGAAAUGGGGAGCAUUUGCAGCGGAGAUGUUUUACAAGCACCAGCCACAUGUAAUCAUUGGGCCAGGUUGCACCCAUUCCGUCAAACCAGUUUCCCGAAUGGCUGUUACAUGGAACGUGCCACAUAUAACAUACGUUGGAACAGACGAGUCACUCGGCGAUAAAAAAGAGUUCUCAAUGUUGUCAAGAUUGUCCUACACCAUGAACGAGUUUUCCAAGUUCUAUAUCGAGGUUUUCAACGCAUUUGAUUGGAAAGACAUUGCAAACAUAUAUGAUAAAGAUAAUUACCUUCCUGAAUUGGUUGGCACCAGUUUACAAAGCAUUUUGGAUGAUAAGGUGGAACACAUUAAAUCUACGCCUAUCCACUUUAAUGCUAAAGCAGAGGAUCUCAACAACGAGCUUUAUCAAACUAUGGCAAAGGCGGCAUCAGUUUCAAGAGUUUUUGUCGUAUCUUGUCAUGGUGAUGUUUUACGUAAAAUGGUGAUCAUGGCGAAGUCAAUGACAUUUCUACCAUUCGGGGAGUACGUGUUCAUAUUUUUUUUUCAAUUCUUUGGCAACCCUAUAAUAGGAACAUUCGAAUGGUACAGAGGGGACUCCCUAGAUCCGGUUGCCCGUUUAGCGUAUGAAUCUGUGAUGGUGAUACGGCCCAGACGUCCAGUGUCAGAUGAGUUCUUCCAUUUUGAGGAGGAGGUGAAAGAGAGAGCAUUCAUAGAAUACAACUAUACUUGGAAAGAUAAAGACGAGGUUAGCAUAUUCAACAUAGGAUACUAUGACUCGUUUAUCCUGUAUGCGCAUGCUCUAAAUGAAAGUUUGGCUUCCGGUGAGGAUCCGCGAGAUGGAAAGAAAAUAGUAAAACAAAUGUGGAAUAGAACAUUUACCGGCAUCGGUGGUCCAGUGUUUGUGAACGCCAAUGGUGAUCGUGAGACCGAUUUUACGCUCUUGGACCUUGAUCCGAAGACAGGACAUUUUCGGACCGUAGCUCAAUACCUUGGUUGGACUCAGACGUUUGAAAUACUAAAAGAUGUGCCUAUACACUGGCCAGGCCGGGAUACAGCCCCGCCAAAUAGGCCACGAUGUGGAUUUAGUGGAGACGAUUGUCCCGUCAUAAGUGAGGGAUUUUUACAAUCGGCCGUCGUCGGGAUCAUCACGGGUGUCCUGUUUCUUGCCGUAAUGGGUGUUGCUCUAUUCUACUAUAGAUACAUGAGGGUUGACGAUGAAACCUCAACGGCCACACAAACCGCCGGUUCCCAAACCGUUGGUAUUUACAAGGGUUCACAAGUCCAUAUUACAAAAUUGGCUACUAAAACAUUAGUCGUAGACAAGCCAUUACUUUAUGAGCUGAAAAAGAUGAGGGAAGUUACAUGCGCGAAUUUGACCAGACUUGUCGGUGUGUGUCCCGACGCUAACAACGUGUGUUUUCUCACAGAAUUUUGCUCCAGAGGAAGCCUUCAGGAUAUCUUGCAUAACGACACACUUCAGUUAGACUGGGAUUUUAAGCUGUCCCUAAUAAACGACAUUGUUGAGGGGAUGCGUUAUUUGCACUCAAGUCAUAUCAGUGUACAUGGCCGCCUUACGAGUGCUAAGUGUGUGAUUGACAGUCGAUUCGUUCUUAAGAUUACCGGAUAUGGUCUCACCAGUCUAAACGAGUUAACAGAUGAAAACAAGUUGCAGCAGUCCUUCCAAUUGAUAUGGAUGGCUCCGGAACACCUCAGAAGUUACCCUCCACGUCAAAGCUCUCCGGCAGGCGAUGUCUACAGCUUUGCCAUUAUCCUCUACGAGAUGUGCACCAGAGCUGAACCUUACGUGUCCGAGUCUUGGUAUAAAUCUUUGGAAGAUACACUUGAAAAAAUAAGGCGCGGAGGAAUGUCUGUUAUUCGUCCUACGCUUACUGUGGAUAGCUUAUCUUCCGACAUCAUCAAUUUGACUACGAAUUGUUGGAAUGAACGUCCUGGAGAGAGGCCAACAUUCGAAAACAUUAGGAAAGUCAUUAAAGGCAUACGACUGAAGAGAGGGACAAAGCCUGCACAAAAUGUCCUCGAUGUACUAUUAAAUCGCAUGGAGGUGUAUGCAAACAAUUUAGAAGGACUUGUCGAGGAGAGAACGCAGGCUUUCUUAUUGGAGAAGAAGAGGUCGGAGGAGCUGCUUUAUCAGGUUUUACCAAGGAGCAUAGUAGACCAACUCCGAUGUGGCAACUCUAUUUGUCCUGAGUCUUUUGAGAGUGUGACUAUCUACUUUUCUGACGUUGUUGGAUUCACAUCUUUAUCUGCGAUUAGCACGCCAUUCCAGGAAAAUUUUGUCUUUUUUCAGGUCGUUGAUUUUCUUAAUGACCUGUACACGUGCUUUGACUCCAUUAUAGACAACUAUGAUGUUUAUAAGGUGGAAACUAUAGGCGACGCGUACAUGGUUGUAUCCGGUUUACCAGAACAGAACGGGACAGAACAUGUUCGACAGAUUGCUCGACUGGCUCUCAGCAUACUUAAGAGUGUUCGUAAUUUUGUCAUCCGCCACAGGCCGGACACACCCCUACGUGUACGCAUAGGAAUACACUCGGGUCCUGUGUGCGCGGGUGUGGUUGGACGUAAGAUGCCGAGAUACUGCCUGUUUGGGGAUACCGUUAACACUGCCAGUAGAAUGGAGUCAAACGGUGAACCUAUGAAAGUGCACAUCAGUGAUGCAACCGCAACCUUGUUGACCACCUACAAAACAUUUGUAAUGGAACUGCGUGGGGAUAUUGCUAUCAAGGGCAAAGGGGUAAUGAGAACGUUCUGGCUGCUGGAUGAAAUAAAAAGAUAGAAUGAUCAGAGUGCACCCUUCAUAGAACGCUAGUGUUACAAAUAUUGCAAUGUUAAUUUAUGUGUAUUCCUGCACAAGUCGGUGAGUAAUUCAACACAGAUGAAUACGGGUGUUCUGUUGCAUAUAUGUAACGGUAUUUUCUUCGCGUAGUGUAUAGAAGACUUUAACGUUACCUAAAUAGAUUUGAACCUCAGCGUGGUUUAAGUGGGCGUGCAAGGGCAGAUACCUGAACAAUAGCAAAUGACGAGAAUUUAACUGUGAAAACUGUGAAAUGUGUGGUGCCUUGUUCCCCAGUGUGGUUUCAUUGAUCGUUUCAUGGCGGUUACCCGAUCAAUUACCAAUGACAUUUUGUGUUUUGUGUUAUCAAUGUUGUCUUGUGCCCCACUGUGGUUUCCAAGGCGGUUUUCCCAAACAAUUACCAGAAACGCUUAUUUGAUAACUAACUGAAAUGUGUGUUCUUUUAUAGUGUUGUGUCUCUGUUCAAUGUUUGUUUUGCCUUCAUUUCUUCUGGACUUGUAUCUGUAUCUGUUUUUCUUAUAAAUUUACAUUAUUGUUCUUUACAAUUUGA
Messenger RNA from Mya arenaria, 4336 nucleotides. Its product is annotated as atrial natriuretic peptide receptor 1-like. Gene Ontology annotation, cellular component: membrane. Gene Ontology annotation, biological process: protein phosphorylation; cGMP biosynthetic process; intracellular signal transduction. Bases 1 to 3768 code for a protein of 1255 amino acids. Lineage: Eukaryota; Metazoa; Mollusca; Bivalvia; Myida; Myidae. The transcript is spliced from 33 exons. Gene Ontology annotation, molecular function: guanylate cyclase activity; ATP binding; peptide receptor activity. The record is from RefSeq and is a predicted model, not a curated record.